Molecule: messenger RNA, 2762 nt
Organism: Nanorana parkeri
Lineage: Eukaryota; Metazoa; Chordata; Amphibia; Anura; Dicroglossidae
Gene: MNT
Product: MAX network transcriptional repressor
Exons: 6
Coding region: 302-2053 (583 amino acids)
Biological process (GO): regulation of transcription by RNA polymerase II
Molecular function (GO): DNA-binding transcription factor activity, RNA polymerase II-specific; RNA polymerase II cis-regulatory region sequence-specific DNA binding; protein dimerization activity
Source: RefSeq, a predicted model, not a curated record
UCCUGACUCCGCUCCGUAGGCCGGCCUCCUGUGUCCGGGCUUUGUCUCCGCCCGUGUAGUAGCUCUCAGCUCUGAGUCCCUUUUUUUCUUGUUGUGUUUCUGUUACUCAUCGCCAUCUUGUUGCAGCCCUUUUCUUGUCUGGAAGAUCCGUGGGGGGGAUCGGGGGUGACAGCCUUGGUUUUUUUUCCUUCUCGGUCGCCCUGUAUGUCUGAUUUGGGAUCUGCUCGCCCAGUGGAGGAGGGUGAAGAGCUCGGCAGACCCCCCCGGUGUGUGUGUGACUGAUCUGUGCAUUGCAGGAGACAUGAGCCUGGAGACACUGUUACAAGCAGCCCUCUUCCUGGAAUGGCAAGCCCAGCAGCAGCAACAGAGGACGCCCGAGGAAAAUGAUAAGCUUUUGGUGAAACAGGAGGAAGAGGAAGAAGAGGAGGAGGAAGAAGAAGAAGACAAGAAAAGCACCGUUCAAACAGAAGAGCUGACAAACCAGGCCCCACCAGAUCCUGCUUCUCCACCAGCACCUGCACCACCUCCUCCUCCACCUCCUCCCUUACCAACUCCAGUAGCUGUCAUUCCUCUCCCUGUAGUAACCAGCGCCCCCCAACCAGUAGUUCCAACAUCUUUGUCACCGCCUGUUGUGCAGUGUCAACCACCUGUUGUUACCCCCCCAUCUGUUAUUAGCAAAGAUGUUUCCCUGGCUCCUGUCAUACAGCGACCAGUGGGCCCUGGACUUCAAGAAAUUAAAACUGCACCUUUGAGUGUUGGAAGUCCCAACCAGCUGCACCAUUACUCAACCCCUGUUCUGACAAUAGCACACCACCACCUCAUGCAACAGCAGCAACUUCUACCGCACCAACAACAGCCGCCGCAACAGCCUAUACAGCCCCAGCCUACAGCCCUAACACACUCGCAGCAGCCUCCACCACAGCCAAUUGGUGCCCUGAGGCUGUCGACUCCAGACGAUGGAAGGUCUAAUGAGCAGAGGAGGAGGCCUGGAGGGGCUGGUACCAGAGAAGUCCAUAAUAAGCUGGAGAAGAACAGACGGGCACACCUGAAGGAAUGCUUUGAAACCUUAAAGAGGAACAUCCCAAAUGUGGAUGACAAGAAGACAUCAAACCUCAGCGUGUUGCGGAGUGCUCUGAGAUACAUCCAGAGUCUGAAAAGGAAAGAAAAGGAAUAUGAGCACGAAAUGGAGCGUUUGGCAAGAGAGAAAAUUGCCACACAGCAGCGAUUAGCCGACUUGAAGAAUGAACUCAGCCAGUGGAUGGAUGUUAUGGAGAUUGACCGAAUUGUGCGUCAAACUGUUCAGCCAGAGGACGACCAGGCCUCAACCUCCACAGCCUCAGAGGGGGAAGAUAACAUGGAUGAAGACAUGGAUGAUGACAGACCUCUAAAUUCAUUACCAAAAUGUCAGAAUCCUGAACUUCUGAAGAUGGUACCGUCCAACACAGCUUCCCACAAUCACCAUUCCACUGUACUGCCUCAACAUGUCUCCAUUCAGCAGAAACAAGCUCCCUCUCCCCACGUACAGACCCUCUCCAACCAAGCACUGGUCCCGCCUCAGGCCAUAGUGCCAGCACAGACUCAUAUUGUGACUGCUUCCACAGUGCAGUCAACUGUGAUAGCCCACACAGCCACCACUCAUGCGUCCGUUAUUCAGACUUUAAACCAUGUCAUCCCAGGGCCUCAGACCAAGCACAUUGCCCAUAUUGCACCUUCCACGUCAAGCCCUGUACAGCUAACCACUGCUGCUCAGCCAAUUGGCCACAUCACUGUGCACCCAGCCACCAUUAAUCACAUGACCCAUCUUGGGCAGCAGCUACCCAUUUACCCACAGUCGGUUGCAGUCAGUCAGCCCAUGAUGAGCCACAUUGCUCACACCAUCUCUCACCCACAAGUCAAUGGAACCACAAACCUUGGCCAGCCUGCUGUUAUGGCAAAGCCAACCGUAGGAACCCAGGUGGUCCACCAUCCCCAGUUAGUUGGUCAGACAGUCCUGAAUCCGGUGACCAUGGUAACAAUGCCAUCGUUUCCUGUCAGCACUUUAAAGCUAGCUUAAUGCUCAACUGAAAAAAAAAUGAUUAAAGGAAACCGUCUUGUUUUCUGUCACAGCCACAACUUCCAUCCAUUGAUGGGGCAGCCAUUGUCUGACUUCUAGAAGCAUUCCUUCUUCUGGGACAUAGGAUCCAUCUGCAGUAUCACACCAGGCAGUGGCAGCUUUCAGUAAUGGAAGGAAGCUUUCGCUGUGCUAGGUAACAUCCACCCUGAAAGGUUCCCUUUAGUUACAUAAAUUCAUGUAUCCAUUGGACAGCGGAAACUCCAUACAUUCCUACCAAGUCAUGUUCCAAGGAAGAGCUGCGUAGUCACAAGGUGGUAUUCUUCAUUGGUUUUGGAAAAGGUGUCAGGCUUCAUUGUAUAGGCCUCUAUCUUACCACAAAGGGCCCAGUGCCCUGGAUUUCAACCAUGCUCAUUGUCUCCGUGGCCGCUGCUCAUAAUGACUUUUUCAUUUUGUCCUUUUUACCAGUAAUUGGUGAAUAUUAAAUGAGACUUUUAAUUUCUAUCCGCUACUUCACUUACAUUUUUUUUAAUUUUAAUUUUUUUACUCAAUUUUGAUUGUGUCGUCGUCGUCUUUUUGUGUAUCUUUGUAACAUACAAAUCGAUGACCUCUUUCUAAUAUAAGAAAUGAAAUGGUUUUAAAGUAAGCAUAAUGUCGGUCUAUACCUUCACUGAGGUGAUAGCUGCAGGAAGUAUACACUAAUUAAAGGAAA